Kalmanozyma brasiliensis GHG001 is the source of this 1176-nucleotide messenger RNA. RefSeq lists its product as uncharacterized. The coding region runs from base 1 to 1176 and encodes 391 amino acids. NCBI's taxonomy places the organism in Eukaryota, Fungi, Basidiomycota, Ustilaginomycetes, Ustilaginales. The record is from RefSeq and is a predicted model, not a curated record. The transcript has a single exon.
AUGAAAAGCGACAACUACGUCCCGCUCGGCAACACCACAGUACCGCUCACACCGCUCCUGCUCAUCUUUGCAGGCUUGGGCGCGGCUGCUGUCGGACUCGUUAUCGCGCUGCUGCGCAUCUUUGUUCCCUCGUGCAUGUCGAGAUCGUCCCGCAUCGUGCUCGAAGAGCGCGAACGAGCGCGGCAAGAUCUGCGAGUGCGAGGCGCCAUCAGCCCACGGGGCAGUCCUGGCGGAAGCCCCUCACCAGGAUCCAGUUCGCCGACCCUCGCACAUUCAAAACGCUUCCCACCCAACAAACCUCUUCGUCCCGUCGGACGCAACUCGCGCGGCAGCUCGACCCUCGGUGGCUCGACGCCUGGCGAAUCCUCCACCUCGUCGCUCGCCAGCAAGCGACCGCAACACGGUUACCGCGGCACAUCGUUCUCGCUCACCGAAGCGCAAAAGUACACCGCCAAGUCGUAUCGCUCGAGCGCCAGUGGGCUGCGAUCGCCGUUGCUUCGCUCGAAUGACUCGAGCAGCGGGUCUUCGACUCUGCACGGCAACGGUGCGCGCGAUUCGGCCAUGUCGGAGCGGGCAAAGACGCCGCUUUUCAGCAACAACGAGCCGCCGCUGCUGCGCAAUGCGCCCGUCCAUCGGCUGAGUUUCGGACCUAGGCCGCUCUCGCGCACCAGCUCGACGGGUAAAGGUGCCGAUCUGCAGCGGACUCGCAGUGGUCGACAAGCUCCCGAAAUUGCGCUGCACCCUUCCGCAGUCGACCCGGCCUAUCCGCAGCACAAGUGGGGGCGUCAGGAAUCGAGCAGUCGCCAUCCGCUGCAGUCGGCCGCGACCCGUCGCGAUUCGACGCUGUCGGGCUACGAGGUGAGCAGCAGCAGCGCAGAGCACAGUUAUCUCGAGAGCAACGCCACGAGUCGCAUCGGCUCGUUCAGUAUGCCUGGCAACCCGCUGCAGCCGUUGAGCGCGGCGGGUCUGGGUGGUGGGCAGCCGUGGGCCAGCCCGCGGACGGGCUCGAGCGAGUUCGUCCCCGAUACAGCCAGAUUGGGCGUUGCAGCACCGAGCAGGAACUCGUCGGCUAGCGGGCUGUUGGACUCGGAUGGCAGCGAUCAUGGCGCGGCGCCUGUGCUCGUGCCUAGUCGCGCAACGUCCAAGCUCAGCUUCAGGGGCGGAGAGGCGUUCUAG